AUGCGCACCGUUCAGUUUCAGCCACAGUUUUCGAUCACAUUUCAGGCGAUUGAAGACAACUACUACGACUAUGAUGGUUUUGUGGUCAUUCACGGUACGGAUACUAUGGCCUACAGUGCGAGUGCACUAUCCUUCAUGUUGGCCAAUCUUGGGAAGCCGGUUGUGUUCACGGGUUCCAUCCUGCCCUUUGGGGAGCCUCACAGUGACGCUAGGAGGAACUUGAUCAUAUCAAUUCUGCUCGCGGGUCUUUGUAGCAUUCCGGAGGUUUGUAUCUUCUUCAACGAGCGACUGCUUCGAGGCUGCCGAUCUGUCAAGGUUGACAGUGGAUCGAUAGCAGCAUUCGACUCGCCCAAUUUUCCUCCUUUGGCUACCCUCGGUGUUGACAUUCACUUUAAUGAGCAUCUAUUACUGCCGCCACCUAAAGGGCGCUUCCAUACACAUACCGAAAUGGAGAGCGCGAUCCUUGUCGUUAGACUGGUCCCUGGCUUUGCAGAUUUGGAGACACUCGCCGACACCGCAGUCCGUGGUGUUGUACUGCUCCUCUACGGCACAGGGAACGCCCCUGCUCGUAAGAAGAACUUCGUCUCUUGGCUGAAGAGAUUGAUUGACAACGGAGUGGCAGUGAUCGCUUGCUCCCAAUGCGUGCGAGGAACG
Messenger RNA from Perkinsus marinus ATCC 50983, 654 nucleotides. RefSeq names its product L-asparaginase, putative. The record is from RefSeq and is a predicted model, not a curated record. Gene Ontology annotation, molecular function: asparaginase activity. The annotation marks the transcript as partial. NCBI's taxonomy places the organism in Eukaryota, Perkinsozoa, Perkinsida, Perkinsidae. The transcript has 5 exons.